GAUCCCAACCAAAAGACACGGAAUUUAAAGGAACUCUACAUAUUUUUCUUGCCAGUUUAAUGCCCGUGUCUGGGCUCUGGGCUCGUUGCUUUCAAAUAACAUUUCAAAUGCUUCCAACAACUUUAUUGGAAACAUGCCUUCCUUCCUGUCCUUGAAACCGUUUGCAAAGAAAAAGGACUCUGCGCGGGUCGCAGAAAACACUGAUCAUCAAGCACGCGUCUCCUCCUCCUCCUCGUUUGUCCAAACACAUCGACCCGACUCGUUCCGCACAAAUAGCGUCCCUCCAGUUUCUAGCCGCUCUUCCAUUUCCUCCCGCUAUUCCUCAACCUCCUCGAUAUCCAGCUCUGCCCGACCUCUGGCCCUCCACUUGGCUAUCGCGGACAGUGAACCGCAUCCUCUUAUCCCAAACACAUCCAUAGUGUCCUUGCCACCCCUAGCGACAAAACUCAAUGGCACAAUUACAGUCGUCAACAACCAAAACUCUCCUUGUGCAGCAUCGCGGCUCGUGGUGGUGCUGCUUAGCGGGCAGGGUAUCGUAAAGGAUGUCAGAACCGUGCGAGACCCAGAGAGCCCAGCAGCGGGAGAUAUCCAUGCCAGGCCACUUGGAAGAAACGUUGCAGUCGUCUGCGCAGACUUGAAAGCCAUUGCGCCGGGAAGCAAAACAUUUGCCUUUUCCCUUCCCUUUCCCAAGAGUCUACCUCCCACCGUCCACAUCGACGCUCCAAACCAAGAAAACAGCAUUACGCACCUCCUAUUUGCCUGUCUCAGAGGUUCUCAGCGUACUAGCCCAGUACUAGUAGAGUGCAUGGAAGUAUUUGCUAGACGACGCCACAACAGGGUUGAGCCAAUCGACAAAAAGGUGGAUGGUUGCGCAGAUAAUGGCCCGAUCAACUAUGUGGCAAGGUUCCCCUCUCCGGCAUAUUACACGGACGACGCAAUACCUGGAAAUAUUUCGCUGUACCCAGCCGACAGCAUCGCUAUUGUCAAGGUUGAAGCUACCUGGUUCGAAGUAUAUACAUUCCGCAAAUCAGAAUCCGAAGGAACAUCAGUCUAUCGGGAGCAACUGGGCGAUACAUGUUUACUUGAUUACAAUUCUUCUUGCAGCCCCAUUGAGUUUUCAUGGCCAGACACGUACGCCCAACCCUACAGCGACUCUGGCUCUUGCGUUGCAAUCAAUCACGAGAUUUCAUUCUCCAUUACAUACAGUCCCGCUUACACGCCUGCAGACGGUAGAGAAACCACCCAGACAGCGACCAUCUGGCUUCCGGUCAAAUUGCAGAUUCCCCAUUCACCUGCUGCGAGUGGAAGAAACGGUAGUAGUGACAUGCAUCCACAGAGAGCAAUUCGAGAUCGUGGAUCUACGGGAGAGCACGGUGGUAUGGUUGCGCCUGCAGCCGAAAAAAGGGGAAGCGGACGAAGUAGCAUUUUCGGAAAGACCCGCUCCGUAUCUUCUCUAGAAACCGUGAUACCGACCCCACCUAAACCUGCUCAAACAGUCGAGUCCGCUCCUCCUGACCAGUCAUCUCGAAAGCAUACUGUGCGCCGCUUUGCUCGCCAACCAACCGCGGCGCACGCACAACCAGAACCCACUUACCGCCAAGGAAGAGCCAUGUAUGAUUAUGUGCCUGCACAGUCCGACGAACUUUGUAUUUCGGAAGGAGACAUUAUAUCAGUACUUGAAUCUUGGCCAGACGGCUGGGGAUUUGGACACUCGCUGACAACGUUAGCACAGGGGGCAUUUCCGUUGGGUAUUUUGGAUAGUCCUGGCAGUACACCUGUGAAUCCUGAUGUGCUUCCUACCACUCCUACGUCCCCACAAUGCACAUCGCCUCUUCUUACAGAUACUGUCGCCGAGGUGACUUCAGGUCUCAUGGGACUCAGACUUGCUGCGUCGCCUGAACCUCAUGGCAUUGACCGAACAAAUAUGAUCGACGGCUUCGAACAAGACCUCCCCCGGCCAUCGCGCAUCGACUCGCUUCGAGGGCCACACUGUCUUCCCAGUAAUGGAGGACAGCAGCGGCAGUUGCCUGUUUCUGACAGGAUUCCCGCGCGAAACACUGCUGGCGUUCCCGUUAAUUCCGUCGCUAGACAUCCGCACGCGCAGAUUCCAAGACGCGCAGUCACAACUCCAACCUUUGGCAUUUCCAGUGCUGGGGCGAAUACUUACGCCGGCCCCGGAGUUCGGAGCCCGUCUACUGGAUAUGAUCCUGGAGUAUCUCCCAGCCAAAGUACCUUUGUACCUACAUCUCUGGCAGCGCCGCAUCUUCCUCCCACUAAUUUAGCAGCCCCGCAUCUGCCACCUUAUUCGAUGAAUCCGACGGCUGCCAAGUCGCUUUCGUUCUUGCCAUCCUCACCUACAUCCAUUGCAUCGGCGCCGUCGUCAAUGACCGAACUUGAUGCCCUGCUGGCGCAAAAUAUUAUUUCGGGUCCAGAGUAUCUGAAAAUGCGUGAAAGGCUGCUAGAGCUGAAGAGGCUCGAUGAUUUGCUGGCGCAAAAUGGUAUCAGUGGGGUUGAGUAUCUGGAAAGGAGGCGUCGUGUUAUGGAGAAUUAGCACAACCGUUUUAUAGAAGACGGAUCUAUUGAUAUGUGUAAUGGUCUGUCCAAUGAACUGUAUAUUUAGAUGUGAAUCCGUAGUCACUAUAGAUUUUGGUAAUGUACUCAGGCGCAAUGCAAUCCGUCGAGGUUUUCUAUAUGGUUGACCUUUAAUCUGGCUUGCUGAUUGCCA
Messenger RNA from Spizellomyces punctatus DAOM BR117, 2725 nucleotides. RefSeq lists its product as uncharacterized. The record is from RefSeq and is a predicted model, not a curated record. Lineage: Eukaryota; Fungi; Chytridiomycota; Chytridiomycetes; Spizellomycetales; Spizellomycetaceae. The transcript is spliced from 7 exons. Gene Ontology annotation, molecular function: protein binding. Bases 134 to 2551 code for a protein of 805 amino acids.